Molecule: messenger RNA, 1209 nt
Organism: Peromyscus eremicus (cactus mouse)
Lineage: Eukaryota; Metazoa; Chordata; Mammalia; Rodentia; Cricetidae
Product: protein BTG1-like
Exons: 4
Coding region: 397-882 (161 amino acids)
Biological process (GO): negative regulation of cell population proliferation; negative regulation of mitotic cell cycle
Cellular component (GO): cytoplasm; nucleus
Source: RefSeq, a predicted model, not a curated record
ACCCAUCCUCACACUGCCAGGCCUAGCUGGUGUCCCACAGUCUGUAUACCAGCUCAGCAUGUUUAAUUCCCAGGAAGCUGCCAGCCAGAGUCAUUCUCAUACUGCCUGGCCUUCUGGGGUCAAACAGACUGAACACCAUCUCAGCCUGGUCUAGCUUGAGUUAGAGGGCCUGCAAACAAACUCAACCUGGGAGAUAAUCGUAUUGUUGUCCUCCUGUGUCAUCCCCACAAUCAGUGGUUGACCUGCAGUCAGGCUGCCUGCUCCCAAGCCUACUUUGCCCUAGCCUGGACCACACAGCCUGAAGAGACAAAGCAAGUGAGUGAUCAAGAUUUCCCCAUCAACUAGCCACCUCAGAUCUUUGGUGAAGUAGAUCACUGACCAGCACAUCCUGCCACCAUGAGAGGUGAGAUCAGUGCUGCCGCUACAUUCAUCUCGAAGUUCCUCAGCACCAAGGGCCUCAGGAGCGAACAACAGCUGCAGACCUUCAUCCAGAGCCUGCAGGAGCUACUGGAAGAGCAUUACAAACAUCACUGGUUUCCAGAGAAGCCCUGCAAGGGAUCGGGCUACAGGUGUCUUCGCAUCAAUCAUAAGAUGGAUCCUCUGAUUGGACAGGCAGCCCAGCAGAUUGGACUGAGCAGUCAGGAGCUGUUCAGGCUUCUCCCAUGUGAGCUCACACUCUGGGUGGAUCCCUAUGAAGUGUCCUACAGGAUUGGGGAGGAUGGCUCCAUCUGCGUGCUGUAUGAAGCCUUUCCAGCGGGAGGUACUUCUCAAAGUAGCACCAAAGAGCAAAUGGGAGAUAGCAGAGUCGGCUGCAAGGAGAAAACUCUAUUGGGCAGAGCAAGCCCUUCUCAAAACUACAAUAUGAUGACUGUGUUGGGUUAAGACACAGUCUAUGGAUGGGUCAUCUUAUAUGGAGAAAUUUGAUUUUUGCUUGGGGUGGGAUCCUCUUGGGGAUGGAUUAUGGAAUUUAAACCAUGUCACAGCUGUGAAGACCUGCCAUAAGAUAGAGUGGUAAUAUUUUUUUUAAGUGAGUUUGCUAUAGCUUGGACAGUACCUUUCAAUGAUUUUCUAGCUUGUGAGUUGAAGGACACAACCACUUCAUUUGCUAGGUAGUGAAAUCGUAGGUUGGUUUCAAUUUCUCCUAGACUUUAUAACUAUAUUGUCACAUUAGUCCCCUUAAGAAAAAUUUACAUUUAAUUUAAUUCUACA